CGGUCAGAUUAUUCAUAAGUUUAUGUAAUUAAAUAUUCUAUGUCCUUUUACUUUUGUAUGUUGAUGUUUUCGGUAUUCUCAUGGCAAGCAUAACAGAUCUACUUAAUUUCAGAUAGGAUUUAGAAAUUCACGCAAAAAUUUUCAGAGUUCGUGUUAGUAAAAUGAUGAAGCCCUUAAAAUCAGUUUUAAAUGUAUGUGUAGGAAUUGCUUUGUGUAUCGUAUUAUAUUAUGUUUUGUUGAACAGUUUUCAAAUAUUCCGAAUUAUGAUGUUUUCUGAAAUAAAUCAAAACCCCGAAUUUAAUGGAAGUGUGGACCAAUCGAGUGAUCGUUAUUGGAUGGAAUAUUACCAACAGAUAACCAAACAAAAUGGAAUCAAAGCAUUUACGCAUGCGCCUAUAACUAACGGAACUUGCCACGGAAAAUUUCACAGUAAUAUGAAUGAUAAUAUGCAAACCGUUUUGGACUAUCCGGUUGUAAACAAAAUGGCUUCACAAUUCAAAGAGAUGUUCGAAUUGUUUGGAGAACCGGUUGUCAGUGGUAACGAGACUUUACCUGUUAUUGUUACAGGUGCUUCGUCCAAUCAUUACCACGAAUCCCUUGCUAUGAUCAACACUUUCAAGGAGAAAAUUUCAUUACGAUACAAAGGGAUAAAGUUGAUUUAUUAUGAUCUCGGUUUAACGAGAUUUCAAAAACGGGAGUUACACAACUUUUGCAAUUGUGAAAUAAGGACUUUUCGUUUCAACAAAUAUCCUUCGUUCGUAAGGGAAUUGAGAAAUUUUUCUUGGAAAACUGUAAUUAUAUACACAGUCUUGAAAGAACACAAUUUUGUAAUGUGGGCCGAUACAUCGGUAAAAUUUACAGGUACGAAGGAAGCUUAUGACGUGUUUUUUCAACAAGUAAAACAAGUUGGCAUUCUUGUUAGAAAGAAUAACCGAAGUGAAACAGCUCGAACUUUUUACCGCACGAAAGAAGAAACAUUUAAAUAUCUAAAUGAACAAUCAUGUAUGUUCGAUUUCAAAAUAUUAGGAGCUGGAUUCAUAACAAUUUGGAAAACAUCAUUUACGUGGAAAUAUAUUAUACAACCUUGGCUAGCAUGUGCCUUGACAGAACAUUGUAUGUCUCAUUUCGACCCCGGGUUAAUCAUGUUUUGUGAUCCCAAAAAGGAAGUUUUAUAUCACUGUCACAGAUUCGAUCAGGCGGUUUUAAGUAUAAUUCUACAGAGACUGUUCAAUGUCAAUUAUGAUAUAGUGACCUUGAACCGUCUACCGGAAGUUCACCAACGUGAUAGAUCUCAACGUUAUUUCAUUAAAGAAGUCUAACCCUAAUAAUCCAGUCGUUAUAUUACGAUCAUUCCAUAAGUGGGUAGAGGGCACUAACUUAUUCUAGUUAUAAAGGUAUACAGAACAAGUGAGCUAGCUCUUUUAAAAAUCAACUGAACGUUUUAACGACCUGACAAAUUUAAAAAAUCAAACUUCUAUAUGAGAAAACAGCUAUAUAUCCAAUGAAAUAAUGUAAAUUGUGUGCUUCAAAUUUUUUGAAAGUUAUAUACUUUUGUCAACAGGUCUAAGUUAAUAUAUUGUCAACAUCGUGUGAAAAUUUAACCAGCAAAAUUUAUUCUAGUUAUUUUUGUAGCAAACCAUUUAAUGAACCUACUGUAAGGUAUGAAGAUGCAGCACACAUAAUUCGUAUCCGGUAAGGGAGAGCAUUCAUAUUUUUUUUAAAUAGUUCACCGCAUAACAUUCGUCACAACUCGGCCGAUUCCGUACCUAGCGAAUUCACCCGAUGAUUGCCGAUUGCACUACAUAGGUGAAAGUGUCAAAAUAUUAGUUCUAAUAUGAUAUAAAUAUAAUAAAAGUUAUAAAAUUGACUUAUCAUU
This is a messenger RNA of Mytilus trossulus (common blue mussel), 1876 nucleotides long. RefSeq lists its product as uncharacterized. NCBI's taxonomy places the organism in Eukaryota, Metazoa, Mollusca, Bivalvia, Mytilida, Mytilidae. The record is from RefSeq and is a predicted model, not a curated record. The transcript has a single exon. Bases 162 to 1319 code for a protein of 385 amino acids.